AAAAGGAUGUUUCUUUUGUGAGGCAGUUUACAGAAGUCUUCUUUCAGACUACUCCGAAAACAUGAGUCUCUCUGACAAGGACAAGAGCACCGUCAAAGCUUUCUGGGCCAAGGUCACCCCUAAGGCUGAAGAGGUCGGUGCUGAAGCUCUGUUCAGGAUGCUGACUGUUUACCCCCAGACCAAGACCUACUUUUCCCACUGGAGUGACAUUAGCAAAGGAUCUGCUCAAGUGAAGAACCACGGAAAGACAGUUAUGGGUGGCGUGGAAGAAGCUGUCAACAAAAUCGAUGACCUGACCAAUGGUCUGCUGAGCCUGAGCGAGCUGCAUGCUUUCCAGCUCCGUGUUGACCCGACCAACUUCAAGAUCCUUGCCCACAACUUGCUGGUUGUUUUGGCCAGCAUGUUCCCCGCUGACUUCACCCCUGAGGUACACAUGUGUUUGGACAAGUUUCUCGCUGCCGUUGCCCUGGCUCUCUCUGAGAAGUACCGAUAAGAAGCUCUGCAGGCAACAGAUGGACACCAACACGCAUCUGUCUUUCUUAGAUCUAGUCAAUGAUCCAAUGUUCCUUGAUUGAUCUAAAUAAAAGCCAAUAAUUUUGGCCUUGGAAACAAAA
Molecule: messenger RNA, 614 nt
Organism: Hemibagrus wyckioides
Lineage: Eukaryota; Metazoa; Chordata; Actinopteri; Siluriformes; Bagridae
Product: hemoglobin subunit alpha-like
Exons: 3
Coding region: 62-493 (143 amino acids)
Biological process (GO): oxygen transport; hydrogen peroxide catabolic process
Cellular component (GO): blood microparticle; hemoglobin complex; haptoglobin-hemoglobin complex
Molecular function (GO): iron ion binding; haptoglobin binding; oxygen carrier activity
Source: RefSeq, a predicted model, not a curated record